AUGCUGCAAGACCGUGACCGCAAUAUGCCAUCGCACGAACCUCGCAGCUCAUCCUCAUCCAUUACCAGCGACCGCGUUGCGGACCUCCUGAGCUGUGCGGACUUUCGCACAUGUUACGAAGAACUGAGUGUGCUCAGCAGCGCGGACAGAGAGUCCGCGCUUGCGCCGUGCUGUGGUUCUCUAGUAGGCGCGGUGCGGAGUUGGCCGGGUAGCGAAAAUGAGGCCAGCACAGCGGAGGCACUAGGCCGCCUGUGUGGAUUGGCACGGGGAGCUUGGAAACAGUUCGGGGAGGCGCUGCAGGUGGAGAUAGAGGCGCUGUUUCCCGAGCAGACCUCGGCGGCUAGUAUAGAGCCGGCGGACGCGGCACGCUGCGACGCGUGCGUCAGUUUUCUUGUUGGGUUUGGCGCGGCAAACGAGCGCCGCGCGGUAGCCGUGAGCGGCGACGCAAUUGCGCCGUGGAGCGCCGUGCUGGGGCGGCUGCUGACGCUACACGCAGGCAGCGAGGAAUACGGCGCGCAGGCAGCGGCCGCGCUGCGCCACAAUGUGGAUAGCAUUGUCACUUGUGCGUGCGAGAACGACGAGCUGGAUGGGCGGCUAUGGGCGCUGGUGUUACGGGCACCGGAACCGACGCCUCGCACGUGGGCGUUUCCGGAGCGCAUGAAGCUGCUGCUGCGGUUUCUGGCACGCGGCAAGCUGACGCCGCGGCUUCGCGAGGAGAUGUGCGGGGAGGCGUACAGCGGGGCCGUGCUGCGUGCGCUAGGCAGCAGCGUGCACGAGGAGCGGAAAGUGGGGCUGUCCGUGCUGAAGCUCACACUGCAUCUGCUGCCGGAGGGCGCGGGGUUUGGCGCGCGGCACGCGGUGGAGCACACGGCGCUGCUGGAGAUGUGGCGCAGGUUUGUGACCUGUUACGAGAUCGUGGCGCUGGACACGGCGCUGAACCAGCUAGAGGCAGCAUCCGCGGAUGUUCUGACACUGUUUGAGAGCGAUCUGGAGCGUGGGUGGCCGCAGGUGGUGAUCCUGACGGGCCUGCAUGCGACGAUGGAGUCUGUGCGUAAGUUCUGUCUCGAGUUGAUGUUCCGGGUGCGCGACCGUUCGGCGUUCGACAUUGCGGCGCUACCGGUGCUGUUGGGCGCGGCGCUGCAGGCGCCCAACUUUGUUGUGGCGGGAGGGCGGUGCGUCUUUGGCGAGAAGCUGUCGGCCUUCGUGCGGGACGUGCUGCUGGCCGCUGGCGUUGACGAAUGCGCGGACGCGCGUCUGUCCGAUGGCGUGCUAGCGGUGCUGCGCACUUUUGAGCGCGAUGCAUAUUCCUUUGACGCCGCACGAAUAUAUGUGUCUCAUGGUGUUCUGCUGGCGCUGCGGGCGCACAAUGGGUGCGUGCUCACCGAUGAGCACUUGCGUCUUGUGCGUCUUGUGCUCUCUGCAGCCGGGGAGGAGCCUGUCUUUGAUUCAACCCUGCAGGCGCUGUGGCUUGAGAUUUCCCUCUUUGCGGGCCCCAGCAGCACUCUACCAUGCCUUUUCGGGGUGCUUGGCUCACAUGCCGCGCGCUAUGGUUACGGGCUGUUGGUCCCACUGCUAUCACAAUAUAGAACAUUUCUAGCGCCGUAUGAUAAGACGGCGCUAGCUGGAUGUAAUGAGGUUCUCGUGUACUUGGCAUAUGGUGUCGAACCGGAAUCCGUUACCCAGGAGUUUCUCGUGGGGAUUGCGAAAGCAGGUAAAAGUAAGGCAUUCCAAGCGCAUUACGAAUCGUUUAUUCAGCAACUUGCGAACCUCUCUUUGAAAGAAGCAUGUUCAGAAUGUGACAUAUUGGUGAGUGACGGGUGCGUGGACCAGAUGAUUUACACGCAGAUUGACCUUCGGCCUGUCUUUGGGGAGUUGCUGUACCAGUUCAAUCUCGGGAGGCUGCAAUUCUUUGUUGCUGUUUUCCGUCGUGCGGUAGCUGCGAACAAUGUAAAACUUGUUCUUACCGCCGACGAUCUCGCCGCGCUGUAUGCGCAUCUGAAGUCUCAGUUUAAGGUUGGUGCUGUGCGCCUGAAGGACAGCUCGUACGCAGCCUUUUUUCAAUUGGCUCGGGAGGUGCUCACUCAACGAUUGAACGCUCAAGAAGGUGCUAGUGAUGUGGUAGACGUCAUUCUUUCAUUAGCCGAAUCCAACGUAUCCGCUGACAAUGACAAUUACAUGGCAAACCUACAAAUUACCAAUGUUUUGCAGUAUAUCAUGGAUAAUGGAAUAGCUUUGUGCAUUGACCUUUGCGCUGUCUUUGUCGAGAAGCUUGUUGCGAUCACGGACAGCAUAUGGCAGUCGCUAUUAGGAGAGAGGCUGGUUCUCAACCAGAAAGACCUACACCUGGGUAUCAUUAAAACCCUGUUCCACGCCGUUGUUCUCAAGGAUGCCACUGAUGACAGUGAGCUUUCCAGCGUUCUUCGGGACUGCGGGCAGGACUUCAUCCGCCAGGCGGCCUCGAGACGCAGCUUGCUUCCUUGUCUGACGCUCUCCAUCAAGACCUUUCUACUAGGCCAGCCUUCAGACGCCGACCGUUACAUGUGGCUAACCGAGCUGCUCAUCUCAGUAUUCGUUCACACGCAUGAAAACGUCAACGUAUUCAAACUGAAGCCCGUGGUAGCCGAGUUGUUCGACAAGCACUUUACCUUGGUAGAGGCAGAAAAUGGGCUGUAUCAGCAUAUCUACGGCAUUGAGGAAAUAUCUACUAAAGUCCAUGUCAUAUCCGCGCUAAUCGGUGCACCAGCAGGAUUCAGGCGUGGUGUUGUUGAACAACUGCUCCAGAACGACUCCAAUCUUUUGAAACCCAAUAAGAGGACUAAUGGCCCGGAGGAGAUAGAACGGCUUGGAAAAUGGCAGCUGCUGCUAUUGAGCAUGAAGUCCAUUGAGAAUGACAUGCUGAUUCUUUACGUUUCAGACCACAUUCUCCCAAACCUGUUCGAGGAACCAUCCCCGUUGGUCAGGAUUUACUCGGAAUGGAUUGUUGCGCACUCAUUGUUCUGUUCCUAUUAUAAUCGGGAUGUCGACAAACUUGAAGGCACGCUAAUUGCCGCGGCCAAAAAUCAGACGAGGCCCGCGGUCGUUGUGAGCGCUCAAAAAAUACUAUAUCUGACUCUGGUAGCAUUGAAGAGGAUCUGCGUGCCUUUUCGGCUUUUGAAUAUGUUUAUUUCUGUGUUAGUGCCGAACUGCGCCUCCAACAAGCCGUUGAUCAGACAUUUUUCGAACUCCUUGAUUCUAUCCCUAUGGCCGGAAUUUCGAGCAAUUUUGACCGGCGACACUGUAUGCGGAAUAAUGGAAAAUCUCUUUUCAGAAGCGAAAAAAACCCAAUCGAAGGGCCAGUAUAGGGCGGGCGACGCGAAUAUCUGGGACCUUCACGACGACUUUAAUUUAACUAGCAUUUUUGGAGGCGUGGUCAUGAAAGUUACCGACCAUUGUGUACCCUAUAUCUCAAGUGCGUACUUCACGCGGUACCUGGAUAGCACAACUAGCAUCCCGGUGGGCGUGGACGAAAGCAAGAAGUGGCUGUCGAAGCGCAAGCGCCAGAUCCAGGAGGAGCGUUCGGUCGAGACCAAACGCGAUUCGCCCCUGCAGACUAAAAGCGGAACCUGGGAGACGGUUCUGGAUUUCGAUAGUAAUACCCCGCAAGACGCUGUGAAACGCUCAGACCUUAUAGUGGUCGCUUCUUUGGUGGACAAGCCCCCUAACUUGGGCGGCAUCUGCAGGCUUUCGGAUGUGUUAGGAGUGGGACUCAUGACAGUGCACGAUCUGCGGGUAAAAAGCCAUCCACAGUUCAAAAAUGUGGCGGUAACCGCGGACCGCUGGAUGCCUAUAGAAGAGGUCGCUGUCGCGGAUAUCGCGUCAUUCAUGAGGCAGAAAAAAUUGGAGGGCUACACGCUAAUCGGAUUGGAACAAACGGACAAGUCUGUCCGGCUGGACGCCGCAUUCCACUUCCCCCGGAAGUCGCUCAUACUCCUGGGCACCGAGGCUGAGGGUAUUCCCGGCUAUCUCCUUGUCGAGCUCGACAUGUGUUUGGAGAUCAAACAGCACGGCGUGAUCAGGUCGAUGAACAUUCAGACUGCCACCGCCGUCGUCGUCCACUCGUACGCCGUCCAGCACAUGUAG
Molecule: messenger RNA, 4119 nt
Organism: Eremothecium gossypii ATCC 10895
Lineage: Eukaryota; Fungi; Ascomycota; Saccharomycetes; Saccharomycetales; Saccharomycetaceae
Gene: TRM3
Product: tRNA (guanosine(18)-2'-O)-methyltransferase
Exons: 1
Coding region: 1-4119 (1372 amino acids)
Biological process (GO): tRNA methylation
Molecular function (GO): RNA binding; tRNA (guanine) methyltransferase activity
Source: RefSeq, marked provisional